CCACUUUAAAGCUUUACAGAAUAAUAUUACAUUUGGUUGUAAAAGGUAAACUGGGAUAACUGGCUUUCAGAAGUGUUCACCAUGAUCAGCUGAUCAAGAAUUAAGCUGGUUGUUGUUUCAACAGAAGGAAGUUCGAUAGCAGCUGCUUCUCAUCGUCUUUGGAUCAAGAUGCUGAUUCUGACUUUCCUCUGAUGCAGAACACGUUAGACAUGUAAACCGAUGGGAAGGUGCUGAGGACACAAAUAUGAAAAAUCAGACUAACCUGGAGUUUUUCCAACAGCCCUUCUGGAGGAGACGAGCUGAAGAUCUGCCUGUCGAUGACGAGACGUCCAGCUGUUGGGUCGGUUUGUCGGUCGUCGUCCUCUGCAGGGGUCUACAGAGCCAGACCCGCAUCUGCCCCUCUGGAGGAGACGAGCUGAAGAUCUGCCAGUCGGUGUCGAGACGUCCAGCUGUUGGGUCGGUUCGUCGGUCGUCGUCCUCUGCAGGGGUCUACGGAGCCAGACCCGCAGGAGCCUUAAAUCCGAGUCAACAGAGAGCAAGAACACUUCAGAACUCCGAAUCUCCGGCUAGAACAACAUGAACGCGCUCUAAAGUUUGGCUUCACUUUACUAAAUGCGACGGGUGAUUGGGUGAAGAUGAAACCAGCGGCAACGAUCUAAGUGUGAGGCAUCAUCGUUUUAAUCUGCUCCAGCAGCUAAAUACACUGUAUAAGAUAACGUUAGCUUGAUAUGUUAGCUUCCAUUGCCGCUAUUGUUAUGAGCUACUGGUGCGUUCACUUUCUCCUCGGAAAUUCUAACUUCCCAGUAGGAAAAAUCAAAGAAAAAGGACGGCAAAAGGAAUGAAGAUACACAGUAAAUUUAGUUCACAGUAAAGAUGUUUGCUUCAGUUUAAUUAUCAGCUUAUAAAACUACAAGGACGAUGUUAAAAUACAAACAGUUGUAUGUUAUUUAUCGUGAUAUUUAUCAAAUAUGGUUAUGUAUUGAGAAAAAUAUAUAAUUAUAAAAGAGAAUUAAAAUAUUAAACACUCAAAAGUAUCUAAAAUUGAUACCGUUAAGUACCGGUAUCGAUUCCUAUGUACCGGGAAUUUGUACCGAAUCGAUUCAUAUGUCAAAGGUACCCAUCCCUAGUUACAUGAGGUCUGAUUUAAAGACAAGUGGCGUCACAGCGCUGCAACGAAGACUGUCCUAAUUCAAAGAGUGCUCAGAAUGCGGUCUUGAAAUCAGUUCCCUUCCCUGGAUUUCGAGAACAGAUACGGUGUUUUUCACCUCUAUAAAUCCUGAGAUGCAAUGUGGGACAUCACAGUAACGUUUUCAGUACACCAAAUUACUCAUGUCACGAAUCUAGCUUAAGUUGGCGUGAAUUUGGUAAGAGCUUUUAGACGUAAAAAUUACACUAUACCAGCAGCUCAGCCUGACUUACAAAAUAUGCCGGUGCUACAUCUGCUGUAGCUCUUCAAACAGUAACAAACCAAGGAGAAAGUUUAAAACAUGUUGCGCUCCAUUUCUGCAGUUGCUAUGAGGCAGGGGGACAUCCGCCGAAGUUAGGACGGGACCAUUUAAGGCUAGACUGUUCAAAUCCACAGCUAUUCACAUCCGGUCUGACCAGACCAAUGAGGACGGUUACUUAUGAGCAUGCAAUCCCUGAAUUUGGACACAUACUCUGAUUUUGCAUCCUGUAUUGUGUCUGGCAGCAGUGUGUGUGCACACUCCUUACAGCAGUGAGAGGUAGUAAAAGGCUUCAGUCAGAUCUGAUUCUACCCAUCAAUCGAACACUCCCAACCCAGUCCAGGCGGAGUGGAGCUGAUGCUAGUGUGUAAGUGCCAUUAAGGUUAAUUUUCAGGCAGUCUUGGGCGGUAUACCGGUUCAUACUACAAACCGGUGUUUAUUUUGGUUAUGAUAUGAAAAUUUUCACAUACCGCUAUACUGGUGAAUGGCCUAAACAACGUACAGAACGUUCGUAGUAGGAAAGUGUUUCAGCGGGGACUCGUUUCACUGCUACACACAAACACCACAGCGUGGUGAAACCAAGAAUGGCGGCUGGCGGGAGCUGUCACGGCGACAUCAAAACUUCGAACACAGAAGAUUUUUUCCCAAAAAGAGGAGCCACGUCUGUUGUUUGGAGGUAUUUCAGGUUUAAAAGUUCAGACUUGGAGCAAACAACUAUUAUAUGCAAAUGCUGUCGAGCAACGGUGGUAGCCGGCGGGGGUUAUACCAGCAACUUGCUUCAUCACCUCAGCCGAAAACACGUCUUGGAAUACCAAGCAUGUCUCGUGCUUCGAUCUGCACCCUCCACCUCCAAGGCUAAAACGGCUAGUAACAGUCAGAGUCAGACGUCCGUUCGCUAAAGGGACUGUAUUUUUAAAAAAAGCAAGCGGUGGGUCGAGAUAACCAAUGCAAUAACGUUGGAUGUUAAAUCAUAAAGAUGGUUAAUUGCACAGAUUAUAUGCAAAAUGUGUUCAAUAAAAAAAGGUUUAUUUUGACUGCAAUAUUUCAUCUUUCUAGUUGUUUUUUAACUGCUUUCUUUUGACAAGGAUACUUUGAGGGGGUUUCUGCAUUUACCUACCUGUGACUGGACAUGGAAAAACUGGUAUUCUGCACAUGAAGGUAAAACGGGCUAUUUAAGGCCAGUCUAGUGCAGUAAUUCUUUUCUUAUAAAAAUAAUCUGGGUAAUCUACUCCAGACUAUCCACCAUCGGCAUUUCAAAAACUCCUCUAAAUUGGUCCAAAUCAUAUCUAUCUAAUCGCACUCAAUUUGUCCAACUGCGCACCUUCCACUCUAACCCAAGCCAGUUACCUCUGGAGUUCCUCAGGGCUCAGUCUUAGGUCCCCUUCUCUUCAUAAUCUAUUUACUCCCACUUGGCAAUAUCUUCAGGAAAUGUAUUCAUUUUCACUGCUACACCGAUGACACCCAGCUCUACUUCUCUACCCAACCAAACCCCCUGCUCCCUUCAUCCUCCCUUCUCAGUUGUCUCACCGAAGUCAAAUCCUGGUUUUCUUCUAACUUUCUACAGCUCAACAGCAAUAAGACUGAGAUCCUCCUCACUGGCACCAAGUCAUCUCUAUCUAAGACCAGUUCCUUCUCACUCAGCUUCGACAACGCCACACUCCUCCCCACUGCCAAAGCUAAGAGCUUGGGUGUCAUCUUAGACAACACCUUAUCCUUCAUUCCUCAUAUUAACAACACAAUAAAAACUGCUUAUUUUCAUCUUCGCAAUGUCAGUCGGCUCCGCCCCUCCCUCAGUCAACACUCCACUGAUAUUUUGGUCCACAGCCUGGUCACCAGUCGCAUUGAUUACCGUAAUGCCCUCCUCUCCGGUCUCCCUCUAAAAUCACUCAACAAACUACAGUUAGUCCAAAAUUCAGCUGCCUGGAUAAUCACCGAGACCUCCACUUUUGAUCACAUCACCCCUGUCCUGCAACAACUUCACUGGCUCCCUGUCAAAUACAGAAUUGACUAUAAGAUACUUCUUCAUACCUUUAAAGCCAUCCAUAAUCUCGCUCCCCCAUAUCUUUCUAAUUUCCUCCACAUCGUCACUCCCACUCGCUCUCUCCGAUCAUCAUCUUCACCUUCCCUGUCUGUUCCUCGCACUCGUCUCUGUACUAUGGGAGCCAGAGCUUUCAGCCACUCAGCUCCAAAACUCUGGAACGCUCUGCCGCCUGACCUCCGCAAUAUAAACUCCUUCUCACCCUUCAAGUCUCAACUCAAAACUCACACGUUCCGCCUGGCUUACUCACUGUAACUGUCCUCCUUCCAUCUACUCUUUUUAGUCUAUUAUCCAUUGCACUGCUCCGACUCUACCCUUGGAAAUUACUCUUAGCAUUUAUUUCUUGUUGUUUGUAUUGCUUGCUGUUCCUUAUAUUUUGUCUUGUACAGUGACCUUGAGAGCUUUGAAAGGCGCUUGAAAUAAAAUGUAUUAUUAUUAUUAAUCAUGGCCUUGUGAAAAAUACCGUCAAAUACCAUAAAACCGAUAUAAUUUUAAAAUAAUACUGUGAUGACAUUUUUGCCAUACCGCCCAGGCCUAUUUUCAGGAAUAUCUUUGGUCCAAACUUCUUCAGUAGAAUCAAAGUUAAGAACUCUUGAAGUAUUUUUUGAUGGACCUAAACGGUACAGGAAGUGUGAUGUUGUGCUGACCUGUUUUCUGGUGCUCAAAGUGAUGUUUUACAUGGUAGGCCUUCAGACUGUACAGGUACGUUCCUCGCUUUGGUGAUCCGUAGUGAAGAUAGUAGUGAAUCAUGUCGUACACAACGUAGCCGCACAGCCCUCCGACGAACACGGAUACCCCGAGGAUCUCUGGGAGCGUGCUGAGGAGAAAGAUAUAAAAAGUUCCCACGACUAAGGAGGCCAGACCAGGAGGGAAGACGAGCCGAGAGCCAUCAAACGGAGACUGUGGAGACAACAAAAUACAUGAUGGAGGAAUACAUUUUUAUUUGGUUGUAAAUAGAAAUUAUUUAGCCUUUCAACCUAUUUUUCUAAUGUAAUAAAAUAUUAAAUAUUA
Messenger RNA from Nothobranchius furzeri (turquoise killifish), 4494 nucleotides. Lineage: Eukaryota; Metazoa; Chordata; Actinopteri; Cyprinodontiformes; Nothobranchiidae. The record is from RefSeq and is a predicted model, not a curated record.